This is a messenger RNA of Echinostoma caproni, 876 nucleotides long. Lineage: Eukaryota; Metazoa; Platyhelminthes; Trematoda; Plagiorchiida; Echinostomatidae. The record is from the annotation of a GenBank genome assembly.
UUGGCGGACGGAAUUCACUUAACCACAGCUGUCUUUUCGGUAAUUAGACAAAGGUAUUCUUUUUUUGUGGUUGCAGUUGUUUUUUCCUCUCUCUCUGUUGUUCGACUUUCACUCAAUGCUUUGAUUAAAUGGCUUGAUCCACGCCUCUCGUGGGAUCCGGAAUCGUUUGACAAUAUUCGCGAGGUCAAUGUCCCGUCCAACAAGUUGUGGAUACCCGAUGUGGGUGUGAUGAACGGGAAGAGCAGUACCGAUUUCGAUUUCAGCGCCGGUGCUCGAAGUCGUCUGACUGUGAACUCCGAGGGUGAAGUCACGUGGCUUCAUGGAGCUGUACUGGAUACCACUUGCCCUCUAGACGUCUCUUUCUUUCCCUUUGACUAUCAAACGUGCUUUCUCAUCCUGACCCCAUGGCAAAGUAGUGAACAGCAACUUUUGCUUCGACCGUUCUCGCAUGGAUCGGCAGUGGACAACAGUUAUUUGCCUAACUCGAAUGUGAGCGAAUGGGAAAUACAGUCGGUUCAUUUUGCCAGCAAAAAGUAUCGGAGUGAUCUAAAUGUAACCUAUCAGUAUGUGAGUAUCGGCAUCCAUCUGAAGCGACAACCACUAUAUUUUGUGGUCCUUGUUCUAGUCCCCUUCUCUAUGCUCUCCGCACUGGCUUGUCUCAUUUUCACCCUGGAUGACACCGGAGAUCGGUUGUCGGUAGCGCUAUCGCUUGUGUUGAGCAUGACCAUGUAUGUAGUCAUUGUCUCGUCAAACGCACCACGCUCGAUGCGGACUUUACCGGUUCUCGGUAAGUUUAUUUCCAUACUUAUCUCCUUUACCCUUGGAGUAACAUAUAGCCGACUUUUCAUCGAUCAUGCACCCUGUAGGGCAGUCUAA